AUGGAUGACAACGAUCUGGAACGGGUAGGUCACCAAAAGAUGCCUCCCGAUCUGACCGACGAGGGGGUCGACGAUAUGGUAGACUUAGUUGACUUAAAUGAAACUUCAAUUCUUUGGAAUAUUAAGACACGAUAUGAUGAAGAAAUAAUAAAUACAUUUAUUGGUAGUAUUUUAGUAUCAAUAAAUCCCUACAAAAUGUAUGAUAUCUAUGGUCUAAAUAUGGUUAAAAAAUAUGAGAGUCAGAUAUUAGGAACAUUACCCCCUCACUUGUUUGCCAUCGGGAGCAGCGCUUACAGCAAAAUGAAUGCCGACAGCGAAGGUCAGGUUGUUGUGGUUUGCGGUGAGAGUGGCGCCGGAAAGACUGAAAAUACCAAACUUUUGAUGCAAUAUUUGGCUGCUGUUAACAAAUCUUCGAGUAAUAUCAUUACCGAACAGAUCUUAGAGGCCACACCUUUGCUCGAAUCCUUCGGUAACGCAAAGACUGUUAAAAAUAACAAUUCAAGUCGUUUUGGAAAAUAUCUGGAAAUUUAUUUUAAAGAUGGUAUAAUAAGCGGCGCCAGAAUUACUGAAUAUUUAUUAGAAAAGUCACGGAUUGUAACCCAAUCACAGGAUGAACGCAAUUAUCAUGUAUUUUACGAAUUAUUAACUGGACUGACAAAUGAAGAGAAAGAAAAAUAUGGUCUACAAGUCGCUGAAAAGUACUUUUACUUAAAUCAGGGUCAGUCGUGUGAAAUUGAUGGUAAAGACGAUGCCGAAGGAUUUAGAUUUUUAUUGAGUGCAAUGCAAGUCCUUGGAUUCACUAAUGAAGAACAGGACACUAUAUUCCGUAUGUUGGCAGCAGUUCUUCAUUUGGGAAAUAUAUAUUUUCAUCGCAAACAAUUCAGACACGGACAGGAAGGUGUCGAAGUGGGAAGUGAUGCUGAGAUCAGAUGGGUCUCGCAUUUGCUUCAGUUAUCUUUAGAUGGAAUCUUCAAAGCGAUGACUGUUAAGGUGACAGAAGCCAGAAACGAGAAGUUAGUUUCACCUCUUAAUAUUGAUCAGGCAUUGGAUGCCAGGGAUGCCAUAUCUAAAGCCCUAUAUUCUUGUCUGUUCUCAUGGCUCGUCCAAAGAGUAAAUUUAAUGAUAUAUAAAGGAAACCAAAAGACAAGUCUCGCUAUUUUAGAUAUCUUUGGUUUUGAAAAUUUUAAGGACAAUAAUUUUGAACAAUUGAGUAUCAAUUAUGCUAACGAAACACUUCAGUCCCAUUUUAUUAGACAUGUCUUCAAAUUAGAACAAUUAGAGUAUACAAAGGAAAAGAUAGAUUGGCAACCAUUGAGUUUUCCCGACAAUCAGUCAAUAAUAUCAUUAAUUUCCAAAAAACCGAUCGGAAUUCUGUCGCUUCUCGACGAUGAAAGCAAUUUUCCGAAAGCAACGGAUCAAUCAUUUCUUGAGAAGUGUCACUAUAAUCACGCACUCAAUGAACUAUAUAGUCGACCGCGUAUGUCAUGUCUGGAGUUUGGUAUCAAACAUUAUGCCGGACAGGUCUGGUAUUCAGUUGACGGCUUUCUUGACAAAAACAGGGAUACACUUAGAUCUGAUGUAAUCGAUUUGUUAAUUAGUAGCAAAAUGCCAAUGAUUUCAAAGAUGUUUCAAAAUCUUCGCGAAACAUUUGAAGCCAAUAAAACCUAUAGUCGUACUGACGGCAGAUUCAUCACAAUGAAGCCGAGAGCGGCCACUGUUUCGGCGCGAUUUCAAGAUUCACUACAAUCGUUGAUUGAUAAUAUGUCGGUUUGCAAUCCAUGGUUUGUUCGCUGUAUUAAACCAAACAAUGAAAAGACUUCAAUGAAGUUUGAAGUGCCGGUAGUUUUGGAACAAUUGAGAUAUUCGGGGAUUUUAGAGACCAUACGUAUCCGCAAAUUGGGAUUUCCUAUUAGACUUAAAUAUCAAAUUUUUGCCUUAAGAUAUCGAUGUUUACUGCAGAGUAAGACACUUACACCUCGAGGACAAUCAUCUAAAGAUGUCUGUAAAAUGAUAUUAGAAAGAAUUGCUUCCUAUAGCCAACAAUAUCAAUAUGGCUUAACUAAAAUAUUUUUAAAGGAAUUAUUACAACAAUCGCUGGAAAAGGAGAGAAAAGAAAUAAUGAUUUCAUCGAUUAUUAAAAUUCAAUCAUAUAUUAGAUCACAUUUAACACGUCGUGGUUAUUGUAAUUAUCGGAAAAAUAUUAUAAGAAUUCAAUCAUAUUAUAGGGGAUAUAAAGUGAGAAAAGAGUACAAAAAUUUAAGAAAUAGUGUCAUCAAAAUGCAGGCAAAUUUCAAAAUGAAGAAACAGAAAGUUGAAUAUCAAAAAUUAAAAGCAUUAAAAUAUCGUCAAUUGGAGUCCGAGAGAGUAUCGGAUUUAAAAUCACAAAAGGAGUUAACAAAUAGAAAUGUCGAUGAAUUGGAUCGACAUUUCAGAGCUGUUACUGGUAUUAAUCAUUUGGAAAUACCCGCAGAAUUGGCGUUCAUAUUCACCAAAAUCGAUGACUGGCAAUGUGUACAUCAAAGUCAUCAAAUAGCAAAAGUUAAUAGCGAUGUAAAACAAAUACGAUAUAAAUGGAGACUUCCAGCAGAUAUUGAUUAUCACGCGUUCACAAAGUUUACUAAUAUAUACUUCAGGGCUCAUAUAUGGGGUAUGAAAAGGGAACCAAUUAAGACACCAUUUUUGGUUAAAAACAAUGAAACAGACUUUCAAGAAUCAGUGGCCAUAUUUAAACUGAUACUCCGGUUUAUGAAUGAUAUUAAUUUGUGCGGAAAAAAGGAAAAAGUUUUAGCAGAUUAUAUUAUACAAAAAGGUUUGGCAAACCCAGCGCUCAGGGAUGAGAUACUGUGCCAAUUGUGUAAUCAGACAUGGAAGAAUGACAAUGAAGCCAAUAAUGAGAGAGGAUGGCAGUUGUUAGCUAACUGUUUGUCAUGCUUUCCUCCCAAUCCUUUACUUUAUAAAUAUAUUUUAAAAUAUGUGUCGGAUCACGGAUACGAUGGAUACAAAGCCAUUACUCAAAAACAGUUACUUCAAAGUGAGAAGUCUGAGAGUCUGAAUGUAAGGACAUACCCGCUCUCUCUUCUUGAAUGGAGAGCCAACAAAAAGAGGUGUAAUAUGGCCUUAGAGACAACCUUUUCUGAUGGUGACACGAGAUACGCCCCAAUCGAUUCCUGGACUACAGCCGAAGCAUUUACAUCGGAAGCACUUCGAGUCAAAGGCAUUAACUCAAGCUUUGGAUGGACUGUCGAUCUCGACGACGAGGGAGACAUAUAUGGUCUCAAUGGCAGUGACUAUGUUAUGGAUGUCAUAUCGCAAAUGGAAAUCCCGAGUUCUUUCCCGGCCAACAAAAGCUACUUCUUAGUGACGGCCGAUCGAAAUAAACAGAGAAGCGAUAAACAGAAUUCAUAUCACAAUCCGGAGCGCAUUUAUAAACUUGAUUUGAAUAUUGAAGAAUCAAUACCAAUGCAAUCUUUUAAUCUUAACUACGAUUCCCAAGAAACUGGUCAUAAGAGUCAACAAUCGAUGACUAAAUUAGACAUGACUUCAGAGGUAAAUCCAAGAUCGAGAUCUCUUUCGAGAGAACAACUCAUUUCAAACGAGACAAAUGAGAGUCAAAUGAUUGCAAACGGAGAACAAGAGAUGGGUUUAUCUAAGAAAAGCAAACUUAAUGAACGAUAUCUUAAUAACAAUCAAAUUACUGAAAAUGAAGAAAUACAGCUCUCGGAGACCAGUAAAUUGAAUCAAAGAUAUAUAUCAAACAAAUCAGAAACGGAGAAAAAUAUGGUCGACAUUGAGUUCAAAUCAAAGAAAAGAAAUAUUCAUAUGAAGAGUAGCGACAAAAAAUCAAAACUUAAUCAAAAUAAAAGAAGUAUUUCAAUGCAAGAGUUGGGUUUAGCCUCUUCGGCACUCAAUGACAGAUACUUCUCCAGAACUGAUUUACAUAAAACCGCUUCACUUACUGAAGGCAGUGAUAGUGGACCUGAUGUUAACUCUUCGCCUAAUUUAUUAAGUCAUUCAAACUUAAAAGACGAAUCAAAUACUUCUACACAAUUGGCUGAUAGUCUACCUAAAGCCACAAAUAUGAGUUCCCGUCCAUUACCUGCUGAGCCAAACAUUGAAAAUUCUUCGAAGAGACCACCUGUUAAAAAAUUACACCAACGAAAGUCUCAUCUGAUUCGACCAUCAAGUCGUUCAUCCACUUCUUCGUUAUCAUCAGAAAUGUCAUCUCCAGAAAAUGAAAUUGAUUUUCCAAUUAUUGAAAGAAAUGAUGAAGAAUUGGCUGAAUUUAACGAUAAGUUAAUCGAACAAAACUCUCGAUAUCAGAAACAUUUGGGUAAACUACAGGUUCCCACACUCAACAAACAUUCACUAAACUCUAAAGUUUAUAUCGACCGCACAAUUAGUCGGGAAAGUGAUUACCAUUUAAUUAGGAGUUCCGCGAUGUCUGAUACAUCAGAGUCGCCUUCACUCGCAUCUCACGUCCGAAACAUUCGCAUCCCUUCGCAUACAUCAGAAUUAGAUCAAUAUUUAGAUGACUUAUUUAAUCCGGUAUUGGAUGCAAAUCUGGAUGAGUUAAGUGACGCCCGAUCUUUGGCCGCAUCAAUAAAAGGUGGUAAUAGUUAUAAAAAAUACAAAUCUAAUAUUCAACUCAGCAAUUGUUUGCCAAAUAAUCAAAAACAUCACAAAAGUAUGAAUCCAUUGAAUGAUUUAGAUAUCAACACAAAUGAAUUUGAGUGCUUAGUUGAGACCAACAAAUUAGUGUCCACUUUGAAAGGCGGAGGAAAUAAUGAUUUUGAAACAAAUCGAAAACACAAUCAAAACUCGAGUUUCAAUACAUUGACAACCAUUGACUCAAAUAGUCCUAUCAGUCAAACUGAUGGUCAAAAUGAAUCUCAAAACUCAAUGACAUCGCCAUUAAGUCUUACAAACAUUGCGGGUAUGACAGUGCCAAUGGUGGACACAUCUCAGAUGAUUCAGCAACAGGUUCUUCACCAGCAAAUGGUUCAAAUGCAACAAAGGGCUUUCCUCGCUUCUUCACUACAACAGAAUCUCGAGAUACAGAAGCAACUUCUGCAGCAAAACCAACAGAUUCAGCAAUUGUUAGUCCAGUCAUCUAUUGGUAGUUCCAACUCUCCGAUAAGCAAUGGUCAAACAGGCGAAGGUAUAGGGAGUACAUCACCAAAUGUUUCGUAUCCAAUGUCUUCACUUUCUCCAAUAUCACCAUUACUUCAAAUACCAUCCAUACCUUUAUUGCAUUCACCAAUUGGCGACAAUCAAACAUUAUUAUUAAGCACUGAAAAUAUUACAUUAUUAGAAACAACAUUACCUCCAAAUAAAGACACUAAUACUAGGUCUCAAAUUCCCGGCUCAAUUCCACCCCCACCUCCUCCACCUCCACCACCACCACCUUUGUCACCAACUGAUGCCUAUGGAAGAGCUAAGACUGUCCGUAUCGGUAAAUGGCGGUGGCCACCACCUGCUGAAACAAAUGAAUUGCCAGCUAAUAAUUUCUUUGAAUUCAAACGUAAAAAACAAAUGGAGAAAUGCGAGAAAAAUAACGAAGAAAGAUUGGAUCAGUUUAGUGAUACACAGGUAACACAAGAAGUUAGUUUCCAUACUAAUAAUACUAGUAAUGAUAAUGAACCACGAAUUUUAAGUCCUCAAAAUAAAAAUAAAGAAAACAAAAACAAUGAAAGUAUUGAUAAACAGGAGAAACUCGUAAAACGAGAAGAAAAGAUAAAAGUGAUCCGUAAUGUAGUUCCGGGAAGUAUUGGAAAAUUAAGAAUCAGUUCAGAAAUGAAGGCUAAAUUGGAACAAUUGACAAUCGAUCAAAGUGUACGAUCAAAAAAAGAUAACAGAGAGAGAACACCAAUGCAAAGCAGAAGUAUGGAUGACAUCGCAAAUGUUGGAUCAGUGAAGAAGUUAUCUGAACAGAGAAAAGCAUUGCUUGAAAAACAAUUGAUGGGAUCUUUAAGAAAUAAUAACAACUUAAUUGAAAGCAAUAAGACUCCCCCUAAUGCUCGGCGAGGCUUUAGAGACGAGUCUGGAGAGAGUCUACACUCAAAGUAUGCCCAAAGCGUUCCGGUUCUCAAUAAUUAUGAGAGCAGUCAUAGCAGUCAUGCGGACAACUUCUCGAAGAAUGUGUCGAACCGUUUAGAGAAAAACAGGAAAACUCAGAGUAGAGAAAUACGUGAAAGACGUGAUGAAUUGGGACCUUUUAAUAGACGCACCGGUACUGUAAGUUCAACCAUUCAGGCCGAGUGUGGCGAUGGACUCAGUUAUUCAACUGAACCCGAAAGAGUGUUCUUCGAUGAGAUGAGUGCCACAAAUAGUAUUGCUUAUGAAGAAAGCAUUGCCUCGAGUCAUAUGAAUCAUCAAUCAUCUGGUCUUCGAAUAAACCAUGACUUGAAUUCAUCGAAACCUAUUAAAAGAAUGAAUGUUCCGCCGCCUCCGCCACCAAUCAAUAUGUCGACUCACACACCAUUAUAUAAGCAGACAAGUGGUCCGCCAUCAUUGGCCGCUUCCAGUAGUUAUUUUGCACCCAAUUCUCCAAUAAUGGCUAAACGUAAUCGCAAACUUCCUCCGCCACCAAUUGGAUUGUCAUUAUCUCAAGACAGACUAUCAUUUGACAGAAAUGAUUUUGAAGAAAGUAAUGACUUUCUUAACCCAAUUGAUGCGCCGCCACUGUCGAUGAUUUCACGGGAAGAACAAUUAACAACAGAUAAAAUAAAGACCAAACUUUAUCAGCCAAACGACUCACCAUCUCUUACCUACUCUAAAGUCAAUUGGAAAUUAAACGUUAGGAAAGAGGUGUUCUCUCCUCAAGAAACCAUUGACAAUCCAAUGGCACUUCACUUGAUAUUCUUGCAGAUAGUUAGGGACGCCUUUUCUGUUACUUGUAUUCGUUUGACACAAGAAGACAAAUUUAAGAUACAAUCAAAACUUCAAUCGAUUGGCAUUAAUGCCGACAAUGUAUUAACGUCUUGUCCUAAGAUCCAGUUUCAGAAGAGUUUGAUUGAUUUGGUCAGAGAAAUGCCCACUUAUUUUGCUCGUCUGUAUCCAGUGUCCGGCGGAAGAAAUUUACCAAAUGUUCAUUUUCUGGCCAUUUCUCACUCUGGCGUCAGAUUAAUCCAACGCGAAAGAAAUGCCAUUUGUGAUUAUCUUAAAGUUUUAGAUAAACUUAGUUUAAACGAUAUCUCCGAAGUAAUUAUCCCAAAAAGUUGUACUCUUCAGAUACUAUUAAGUGGUGGCGGAUGGAUAACAUUGAUAUCACCAAAAGCAAUUCAAAUUAAAAGUCUAAUCGAAAGAUUUGCAUUAGAAAUACAAGAGAGUCAAAUAGACUUUGUUAGAGCUCUAAGAAACUAUAGCAGCGAUGAGCCAUCGAUUCUCAACAUUAGGAAGAAUGAUAUCAUUCGUAUUCUCAAGAAUAAGAAUUUGCAAAUAAAUAAAGGUUGGCUCUUUGGUGUACUGGAAACAGGAGAAGGAGGUAUAUUCCCGUGUGAUUUAGUCGUACCAUUGAAUAGACAGGAAGUGACUAAUAUAUCACACAGAAUGGAUGAAGUGAGAGAAGAAAUGAAUGGUCACACAAAUGGUAAUAUUCAUAAAGACAUUAAUGAGAGACACGACAUGAGAUCCAAUGACCAGAGCUCUCAGCGCGACGAGACUUCACUAUGGAUUGAAAGCAAACAUGAACAAUUCGACGACUCUAAGAGUGAUAUCACACAAGUUUCACAACUAAAUGAUGGAAAGUUUUCAUUACUUCAGUUCGCUUUAUUCAACUUCAGAGAGUCUAUCAAUAAAUAUGAUUUGCGUUCAAAGGAGGGUUCAAUUAGAGGUUCAAUAAAACUGAUUGAAAGUAUUAAAUCAAAGAAGAAGAAUAAGAAAGGAAAGGGAAGCGAUUCGACAGAAUGGACGUGGAGUGAGAUCGCAAACUUAGUCAAGUUCUCCAAUAUUCAGAUACAAAAUUCAUUGUUAAUAUUGUCUCCAGAGCUCAAUAAGAUAGCCGUUGAAUGUUUUGUUGCAAUUAUGCGAUAUAUGGGAGACUUACCAAUGCUUAAAAACCAAACGGAAGUCAAUUGCGUUUAUAAUAUACUUUUGAAUUGUCACAAAUAUCCCCAAAUCAGAGAUGAAGUCUAUUGUCAGCUUAUGAAGCAAACGACAAGCAAUAAAAGUGCCAAAAUAGACAGUUGUCAGAGGGGUUGGCGCCUCUUCUCUAUAGUCGCCGCCUAUUUUGACAGUUCAGAGCUGUUGAGACCCUAUUUAUUCAAAUACUUAGAAACGGCUGCCUUUGAUAAGAGGCGUGCUUUUCACGCCACUGCAGAUGUUUGUCUCAAGAACUUGAGGAAGACAUUUAAAUAUGGCGGCCGUAAAAAUGUGCCGUCAAUUGAAGAAAUUGCUGCCAUAUCUGCCGGGAGAAACUCCAAGAGACAGAUGUAUCGACUUCCCGGAGGCACUGAAAGAAUCAUUAAUACGGCUUCUUCUACGGUCGUCAAUGAUAUCAUUGAAGAGAUUUGUCAAAUGCUUAACAUUAGAAAUGCCAUCGAAAUGGAAGAGUUUUCUCUUUACUGUAUCAUCGAAGGAGAUCCGUUUACAAUGCCUUUAAAUAGAGAUGAAUAUAUAUUAGAUGUAACCACAGAUCUUAUAAAAAACGGACAAUUAUUUUACCUCAUAUUUUGCCGAUCCGUUUGGUAUUACCCUUUAAGACUUGAUAGUCACUUAUACAUCGAAGUGAUCUUCAAUCAGGUCGCACCCGAUUAUUUGGAGGGCUUAUUGCUUGUGAUUCCUAAUGAAAAACUACCAGAAGAUGUUGUCCCACAAAUUGCAAGAAUUGCAUCAUUGCUUCAUAGGGCGGCAGAUAUGGAACAAAUGCCGACCAAAGAUGAAGUUAAGUAUCUGUUGCCAAAACCAGUUCUUGUAAUGAGAGAACUGCGUCCACCGCAAUGGGUUGAAAUGGUUCAAAGCAACUGGAAUGACAUGUCGGCUCUGACCACUACCGAAGCAAAAGCUCAAUGUCUUGAUAUUCUGCAAAAGUGGCCACUAUUUGGUUCAUGUUUUUUUGCAGUUAAGAGAAUUCAAACCGAUUCGACUACACAACAGCAACAACAACAACAACCCGAUCACAUACUUGCCCUCAAUAAAGAAGGCGUCCAUUUCAUUGAUAUCAUCACUCAUGAGACAUUAUGGAAACAUCCGUUUUCUGAAGUAAUCUCCACCCGAAAAGUCCGGGCCGAAGACGGGACUCUAUUUCUUGAUAUGAAAUGUGGAAAUCUUAUGAUUCAAAAAAUAUCUCGAAUACAAACAGAUCAGGCUCAUGAAAUCUCGCGAUUGAUCCGUCAAUACAUCGAAAUAGAGCAACACUUCAAGACAACUGCCAAAGAAAAUGGCAAUAAUUAG
Messenger RNA from Oppia nitens, 9390 nucleotides. It is a transcript of the gene Myo10A, whose product is annotated as unconventional myosin-XV-like. The transcript is spliced from 31 exons. The coding region runs from base 1 to 9390 and encodes 3129 amino acids. Gene Ontology annotation, molecular function: protein binding; cytoskeletal motor activity; ATP binding. Gene Ontology annotation, cellular component: cytoskeleton; myosin complex. NCBI's taxonomy places the organism in Eukaryota, Metazoa, Arthropoda, Arachnida, Sarcoptiformes, Oppiidae. The record is from RefSeq and is a predicted model, not a curated record.